Molecule: messenger RNA, 1152 nt
Organism: Neltuma alba
Lineage: Eukaryota; Viridiplantae; Streptophyta; Magnoliopsida; Fabales; Fabaceae
Product: putative disease resistance protein RGA4
Exons: 1
Coding region: 1-1152 (383 amino acids)
Molecular function (GO): ADP binding
Source: RefSeq, a predicted model, not a curated record
AUGGACGCCAUUGCUGUGAAUGUUUUUCAGGGACUGACCUCUUUGGCUCUUGAAGAGUUCAAAUUGCUGUGGAAUGCUAAACAUGAUGCAGAAAGCAUGAAGAACACGAUCCUUGCCGUCAGAGCUACACUGUUGGAUGCAGAGGCAAGGGCCAACAAUAACCAUCAAGUCAGCUUUUGGCUGAAGAGAUUGAAAGAUGUCCUCUAUGAUGCAGAUGACCUGCUUGAUGGUUUGUCCACCGAAGCUUUGAGGAGGGGAAUCGUGACAAGAAACAAGGUGGCAAAGAAGGUACGGAUCUUCUUCUCAAAAUCAAACCAAGUUGUUUAUAACUUUAAGAUGGCUGAUAAAUUGAGGGAACUCAGGAGAAGGCUAGAUGAAAUUGAUAAUGACAAGAAACAAUUUCAUUUCAUUGAUCACACUCCUAGGCCUCUGCCUGUACUUGAGGAACGAAAGCAAACAUACUCUUUUGUGCAAGAAGAUGAAAUCAUUGGGAGAGAAAAGGAAAAGGAUGUGAUUUUAAGUUAUUUGUUAGACGGUGAUGCGGAAUCUAGUGUUUCAAUUAUUCCCAUUGUUGGAUUUGGAGGGUUAGGAAAGACCACACUUGCUCAAAUUGUGUACAAUCAUGUGGAUGUUCAAAAACAUUUUGGGUUGCAAAGGUGGGUGUGUGUAUCUGAUGAAUUUGAUGUAAAACAAAUAGCACAAAAGAUUUUAGAGCAAAAAAGUUCAAAAGAGAUGGAGGAAGUGCAACAAGAUCUUAGACGAUUAAUAGAGGGGAAGAAGUUUUUGAUUGUGUUGGAUAAUGUGUGGAAUGAAGAUGUUGAGAUUUGGCAUAAGUUGAAAUGCUUAUUAACCACAGGUGUAGAAGGGAGCAUGAUAAUUGUUACCACACGUAGUGAGAAGGUGGGAAGGAUGAUGGGCACCUAUUCGCCAAUUAUCCUUGAAGGUUUAGAUGGUGAAACAUCUUGGAAUUUGUUUUGUAGUAUGGCUUUCGAAGGGGGUAGAGAACCAAAUGAUAAGGAGUUGUUAGAAAUUAGCAAUGAGGUUGUAAAGAAAUGUGGAGGAGUUCCUCUUGCUAUUAGAGCUGUUGGAAGGCUUGUGUAUGAUAAAGUCUUAGAAGGACUAAGAGAUUUGUCAUACUUUAAGGAAUUGUGA